UAGAGACAGAGAGAAGUUGAGAGGAGAGGGGGAGACAAGGAGAGAGAGACAGAGAGACACUUGCAGUCCUGCUUCACCACUUGUGAAGUUUCCCCUUUGCAGGUGGAGGCCAGGGACUUGAACCUGGGUCCUUGUGUACUAUAAUGUGUGCUUUUAACCAGGUGUCCCACCACCUGGUUCGGCCCACUGUUCUUUCAGCUAACACAGUGUAUGCCUGCCUGUGCUGUCAUUUAGGCAGUAUCAGUGUUAUUUUGUUCUCUGUGUACAAAUAUAGAACUGAGAGCGAGUUCCCAGCUUGGGAUGCUCUGGGCAGGAAGGCUGGGGGCCCAGCUUGGGUCUGACAGACUCAGUCACCUGGCUUGUCUUCUUGGGUUGAGAGGAAGGGAGGUGGAUCCAGGCGGCAGUAGGUCUUUCUAGGGGACCUGGGUGAGGCUGCCAAAGACUCCAGAUGAGCUUGGGAAACACCUCUUCUUGCCUACAAAGUGGCAGAGGCCAGCUCUGGAGGCAGAGUAGACAGACUCAAGCAGCCUGGAGAGUGGGGGUGGGGUGGUGGUGGAUCCUGAGUCCCUGCCACCUUGUCACCACCUGGGAGAACUGAGCAUCAGCUCUAUGGGGGCUGACAGACUGGCCUGUGGCAUGUAGAAAUGUAGCAGCCCCAGAGCAAUUUGAGAAGAGGAAAGAGCUCAUUUGCAGCAGUUUCACUAAAUGUUGGCUUGCUGCAAGUAUGGAACAUUUUAGUAGGCAUCUCCUGAUCUCGGCACAAACAUAGCAACAUAGCAGUGGUUUCCUAAACGCAAAGCAUAAAUCCUUUGGCUGUUCUCCCACUCUGCCCCGUGCCUCCACGGAGCUCCUUCAUCCAGAGUCCCCUAGAGACCUGCAUUCGUGAAGGUUGGUUGGGGCCCAAAUCCAGAGUUCUCUGGCCAGAGUCAUCAAACUCUGUGCUCCUCUACACUCAGGACAGGACAAUUACAUGUUUCCCUUAGCUUGGGGGAAAGAGGCAGAAAAGUGCUGCAGAGAAGCAUCUCCUUGGCCCACAAGGGGGCGGUCAGAUGACCUCAUUAGAUUUUCCAUUGCUCACUGUUGUGAUGACUCCACAACAGAGGGAGGCUAGCCUGAACCCUGCACAGCCAAGACCCCAAAGCUUGGAGCACCCCCACUCUUGCCACUGUCUGGAUAGGGAAGCCUCAUGGCUCCACAGGGAGCUCUUUCUUGAGUCUUGGAGAUCCACUUCUUAGCUAUUCUCUCUCUGACCAGGGCCUGACCCUCUGGGACCUUUGUUUCCUUGUUUUGAGUGCUUACAGAUGUGCUCCAAGAUCCAAAAUAUCUGAUGAGAGUUUUGGGCCUUAUGGGGGGGGGGAGAGGACAGCAUCCACAGCUCAGCCCCCCAACACACACAUCAGAGAGCCCCUCCCACCCCCUUCCUCGCCUUGCCAAAGUCAAAGCCAACGUAUCCACAUUUGAUUUUCACUGCUAACAUUUUUUUUAUUCAAGCCACGAAUCCUCAAGUUACUUCCUUUGUUGGCAAUCUGUAAAGUGCAGUAUUCCCCAGUGCCAGUGAAUUGGAAAUUUGAGGCAUAAGCUAAACCAGAAAAGAGGGGCUUCUCAGAAUGGUUUAGCAGGUGAGAUCCCUUUUCUCCAUAAGGCUUUAGUAUUGCUUUCUUUAAAAAAAUUUUUUUUUAUUUGUAAUAAGGAGAAAGUAUGAGACCAGAGCAUUGCUCAGCUUUGAGAUGUGGUGGCGCCAGGAAUUGAACCUGCAGUCUUGGGUAUGAAAGUCUGCUGAGCUACUUCUGCAGUAUCCCCCCCAGUUUUAGCUUUUUUUUCAUUUUUGUACCCCCAUUUUUCUUUUUCUUUCUUUUUUUUUUGGUCCCAUUGUUUCUGGCAGGAAUAAUCAGGGAAAGCAGGAGACCUGGGUUCUAACCAAAGUCCUGCUGAGGCACCCCAGGUUUGGGUAUAUGUAUGUGGGAGGGGGUUGUCUGGCUGUCUUCAUAGGGGGCUUCCAGUUGGUCUUAGGGCCCUCAUCUCCACUGGGGUCUACUCCAGAGCAACAGUUUUCUGGUCUUUGAGAACUAAGGACCAAAAAGUCUAGCAAGGACGGGCCUGAUGUGUGGACAUCAUUGGGGCGUUCUGACAAAUAGGAGUGCUCCCUUCUCGCUCGUAGGAGGUGGGGGCUGAUUCAUUCUGAGCUUCCCAGAAGAAGACAACUCUGCCUUCAGCUGCUCAGUGGCAGGCUCUGCUCUGCCAUCAAGUUCCAGGACCUGGAACCCCCCCCCCCCCAUCAUUUACUUCAGUGCAAUACACCAUUCAGGUUCUGCUUUAUGUUUUCUUAUUUUUCAGCCUCUUUUUUCUUUCUUUAUUAUUGGUGAUUUGAUAUUGAUGAACAAGAUCGUGGGAUAAGAGGGGUGAAAUUCAUGCAGUUCUCACUACUAGGGUACCACAUCCCAUCCCCUCCAUUAGAAGCUUCCUUAUUCUUUAUCCCUUUGAGAGUAUGGACCAAAGAUCUCUGAGGGGCACAAAAAGUCAGAGUUUUGGCUUCUAUAAUUGCUUCUCUGCUGGACACGGGCACUGGCAGGUCAAUCCAUACCCUAGCCUGUCUCUCUCUUUCCCUAGUGGGGCAGGGCUCUGGAGAGGUGGGUUCCAAGACCAUCCUUUUUGAUAAAGCCAAAUGUAAUUUAAGUGUAUUGUGACAUUCCUUCCAUUUUGGUGUUCUGUGAUGAUGGUGAUUGACAACCUUAAACAGUUGUUAAUGUUGUUUGUUAACUGUUUAUUUGAUGCCAGUCUAACCCCUCUAACUUCUACCUACAUUUCCUGCUUGUGAUGACCUAGUAUGGCAGACACUGUAAUCAGCACACUUUACAGAUGUGGGCACUAAAGCACAAAUGGAUUAAGCAACACACCCAAGGUGACAUGGCUAGAACAUGAUGGAGCUGGGAUUUGAACCUGUGGUACUUGGACCACAAUGCAAAUAAUGAUAUGAGUGAGAGCUCCUGUGACUUGGGAUGCAAAAUAUAUAAUUCUACAGAGGCUACUACACCCCACUUAUCCACACCCCUCCCUCCUAAUCAUCCUGAAACCUAGCCUUUUAAUGUACCACUUCUCAAUUCUCUCAUGUUGGGAAACACGUAACAAAGAUAGGACAAGCAGUAAAAUACACUUAGAAGCUCCAGCACCAAUGUAUGAGCUGUGGAGAGAAGCUGGUAUAUGAGGAGACCAAUGCACCAGCAGAACAGCUCACCUAGCAAGUGCACCUGCUUUGCAAGGAGUAUGACCCAGGUUCAAGCCCAGCACCACUGCACUGGGGGACAUCUUGGUGUUGUGGUACUUUUCCCUCUCUGACUUUGGCUCUCUCUCUCUAAAUAUAUUAUUUAUUUUAUUUUAAUGAGACAAACACAGAGAGCCCGGAGUACUGCUCAGCUCUGGCUUAUGGUGGUGCUGGCGAUUGAACCUGGGACUUCAGAGCCUCAAGCAUGAAAAUUUUUUGCAUAACCACUAUGCUGUCUCCCCAGCCCUGUCUUUCUCUUUCUUUAUGAAAAAGUUGCCUGGAGUGGUGAAGCCCUAAUGACAACAACAACACAAAAUCUCAGGCCCAACAACAACUGGAGAGGUUGCUCAACUGGUAGACUAUAAGACUUACAUGCGUGAAAUCCUGUUUUCUCUCACUCUCUCUCUCUCUCUCUCUCCCUUUCUUUCUCUUUCUCUCAAAAGAAAUGAACACAUCUGGGAUAAAAGAAAGUCAGGUAUGUAGCUCAGUGCUUUAACAGAUAUGUGGGGUCCAGUCUGUUUGUGCAAAGCAUGUGGCCAUGGGCAGCCUACUGACCAACAGCUGAGUGCAUAUCUGGCUGUGUGUCCUGCUGCCCUGGAUAAGGCCCCAUUUGUGUGUUCUCUUCCCCUUGGACCUAGGACAUGUUGCUUGGGGCCUGGCUGUUUGGGGCCUGCCUCCUACUCCUGCCCAGACCCACCCAGCUCUGCCCUGCUGGGUGUGACUGCUUCCUGAGGGAGGUCUUCUGCACAAAUGAAACAUUGGCCACUGUCCCGCUGGAUAUCCCCCCGCGGGCCACGGACAUCAUCUUCAUAGAGACGUUGAUCCACACAGUGGGGAACAGGGCCUUCAGUGGCAGCCCCAAGCUCACCAAGGUGGUCUUCCUCAAUGCCCAGCUCCCCAGCCUGGGGCAGGAUGCCUUUGGGGGGCUGCCAGAACUGGAGGACCUGGAGAUCACGGGCACCACCUUUGCCAACCUCAGCACCGACAUCUUCUGUAACCUGAGCUCCCUGGCCCAGCUCACCCUCAACUUCAACCAGCUGGGGGACCUGCCUGAGGGGCUCUUCUGCCACCUGGAUGCCCUGCGCUCCCUCCAGCUGCAGGGCAACCUGCUCCAGACACUGCCCGCCCACAUCUUCCAGUCGCUGCGGCACCUGCAGACCCUGAACCUGGCGCAGAACCUCCUGAUCCGGCUCCCGGUGGAGCUGUUUCACUCGCUUGGCGGCUUGCACACCCUGCGGCUGAGUGACAACAGGCUCUCCAGCCUCCCUCUGGGCCUGUUUUCAGGCCUGGGGAGCCUGCGGGAGCUCUUCCUGGACAGCAACUCCCUGGCCGAGCUGCCUGAAGGUGUGUUCUCACAGCUUCCCCGUCUGGAGAAGCUGUGGCUGCAGCACAACGCCCUGCGCCAGCUGCCCCCCUCCAGCUUCUCCUCCCUACACAGCCUGGCCUUCCUGAACUUGCAGGGGAAUGAGCUGAGGAUGCUGCCUGCCAGUCUUUUUACCCAGACCCCAGGCCUGCUGGGCCUGUCUCUGUCCCACAACAAGCUGGAGACGGUCCCCGAGGGUGCCUUCGCCAACCUGUCCCAGCUGAGCUCCCUGACGCUCUCGCACAACGCCCUCACCCACCUCCCAGCCGGCGUCUUCCGAGACCUGCACGACUUGGUCAAGCUCUACCUGGGCAGCAACAACCUGACGGCGCUGCCCCUUAGCCUCUUCCAGAACCUGUCCAAGCUGGAGCUGCUCAGCCUCUCCAGGAACCUCCUGACCACACUCCCCGAGGGCAUCUUCGACACCAACUACAACCUCUUCAACCUGGCCCUGCACGGCAACCCCUGGCAGUGUGACUGCCACCUGGCCUACCUCUUCCGGUGGCUGCAGCAGUUCAGCGAACAGCUCUUCAACUCCCAGACCUUCUGCGCGGGGCCCACCUACCUCCGCGGCCAGGUGCUGCCCGCCCUGCAGGAGGAGCUGCUGGUGUGCCCAGCCUCCCUGGGUGGCUUGGACCUCCGGGAGCUGGGGGUGGAGAAGGCAGCCCAGAGCCGGUGCACCUACAGCAACCCCGAGGGCACAGUGGUCCUGGCCUGUGACAGGGCCCGGUGUCGCUGGCUGAAGGUGCAGCUGUCCUCUAGGCGGGACUCAGGCUCCGGGGACCUGGAGUUCAAUGCCACUCAGGAGUGGCACUUGAAGUCGAGCUGCGGCUCAGCGAGGGUCAGAGUGUCUAUUGAGAUGCUCCUAGGGCAGCCCUAGGUGUGGCUCAAGAGGUGGGGGUUGGGGGCCAUGCUGAGUCUCAGGAGGGAGGUUCCCUCCCCUCCUCUUUCUCACUACCAUCCACCUUGGAGAUCUAUCUCCUGAGCCCACCUGAAGCUGUGUGAAGUGCCCCUUGAAGCUACAUCAGGAAACAGAUGGGAACCAGGUUGAGGGAAGGACUUGCAUACCUGAGGCUCCUGGUUUGAUCCUUGGUGCUGCAUUUACCCAGGCGGUGCCCUAAUUUCUUUCUCUCUCUUGUGGAAUUCACUCUAUCUCAUGUGAAAUAAAUAAAU
Molecule: messenger RNA, 5795 nt
Organism: Erinaceus europaeus (western European hedgehog)
Lineage: Eukaryota; Metazoa; Chordata; Mammalia; Eulipotyphla; Erinaceidae
Gene: CPN2
Product: carboxypeptidase N subunit 2
Exons: 3
Coding region: 3901-5502 (533 amino acids)
Cellular component (GO): plasma membrane
Molecular function (GO): protein binding
Source: RefSeq, a predicted model, not a curated record